ACCCCCCCUUUAUAUUCCCCCAGUCUCCCACCUCUUUCUCCCCCAUUUUCCAUCCCACCACCACCCGUCUCCUUCCUCCCUGCCUUCCCCGAGCCGAGCGCAAAGCCAGCGCAGCGUCGCGCCCAUCCUCUUCUCCCUCCUUGUUGGAUCGCAGCUCCUUCCUCCUAGCGUCCGAUACACCAGGCUUCCUUCUGCGAGCAACGAUUAUUGGCGUGCGCACUGGCAAUGGCGUCCACGUCGAGCUCGACGACGCCAGCGGUGGAGCUGGAGGCAGUGGAGGAAAGGGGCCGGAAGCGGAAGCGCGCGGCCGGGGCGGCGGAGCCAGCGGCGCCGUCGCAGCCGUCCAAGUGGCGGACGCGGCGCGAGCACGAGAUCUACUCGUCCAAGCUCCUCGAGGCGAUCCGCCUCGUGCGCGCGGGGCCUUCCUCCGCCGCCGCCGGGUCGGCGGCCUCGGCCCCAACGCGCAGCAGGGCCGUACGCGAGGCGGCCGACCGCGCACUUGCGGUCGCGGCGCGCGGGCGCACGCACUGGAGCCGCGCCAUCCUCGCGUCCCGCCGCCGCCGCCGCCUCCAGGCCGCGCACCGCGCGCGCCUCCGCGCCCCCGCGUCCCCACCGCCUACGCGCCACGAUGCCGCCGCCGCCGCCAGCGCCUCGGCGGCGAAGGGCACCGCCACGCCGCCUCUGGCGAGGAAGGCCAAGGUGCUGGGCCGGCUGGUGCCCGGCUGCCGGAAGCUGUCGUUCCCGACGCUCCUCGCCGAGACCACGGACUACAUCGCGGCGCUCCAGAUGCAGGUCCGCGCCAUGACGGCCCUCGCCGAGGCGCUGUCCGCCGUCUCCGCCACCACCUCCUCCUCCUCAUCCUCUGGCGCCGGCUCCUCCUCGCCGCCGUGACCCGAAGCCUCAGCAUUCGUGCAUUCGUUGUAAAUUUUUCCCUCUCUUUUCUCCCCCACGAAUUUUUCCUCGGGAUUAGUUAACCUCUAGCUUUCUCUCUCUCCCCCCUCCCUCUAGUUUCCUUUGUCGUCUUGUUUCUCCCAGUUCGGUGAGCGGUUAGUGUGAUGAUGAAGAUGAUGAUGAUGAUGAUGAUGAUGGCGUCCCAGUGAUUAACCCGUUCUGUAAUGUGAUAGAAGAAGCCGUAGGCCACAGUGGUUUUGCUGCUGUCUCCUCUCCCUCCCUUUCCUCCCAGCUCAGGAUUCAUUUGUAGCUUGGUUUGUUCUCAUCUGUCUGUUUCGAUCGCUCUCCGAUGAAUGCAUCUUGAAAUGUUCAUUCAGAUCACAUUCACAUCAUCGUGUACGAUGUA
Sorghum bicolor (sorghum) is the source of this 1297-nucleotide messenger RNA. Its product is annotated as transcription factor bHLH147. Lineage: Eukaryota; Viridiplantae; Streptophyta; Magnoliopsida; Poales; Poaceae. The transcript has a single exon. The coding region runs from base 226 to 891 and encodes 221 amino acids. The record is from RefSeq and is a predicted model, not a curated record. Gene Ontology annotation, molecular function: protein dimerization activity. Gene Ontology annotation, biological process: regulation of DNA-templated transcription.